Molecule: messenger RNA, 4343 nt
Organism: Pantherophis guttatus
Lineage: Eukaryota; Metazoa; Chordata; Lepidosauria; Squamata; Colubridae
Source: RefSeq, a predicted model, not a curated record
GAAAGAGAGAGAGAAGAGCCGAGCCGAGCUGAGGCGAACGAGAGAGAGGCGGUUGGAGCGCCCGCGCGGGGCAGGCUGUGUGGGUGCGCACACGCGCUACGGCCGCUGCCCAAAAAUGCACUCGGAUGCCGCGGCUGUCAAUUUUCAGCUGAACUCUCAUCUAUCAACACUGGCAAAUAUUCACAAGAUUUAUCAUACUCUUAAUAGGCUGAAUUUGACAGAAGAUACUAGUCAAGACGAUCACCAAACAGGAAACCUGAGAUCUUGCAGUUCAUCAGACAGCUUUAGCAAAGUGAUGCCUCCAAGAAAAAAAAGGCGACCUACAACAGGAGAUGAUCUGACAGCUAAAAAAAGUAGACACGAUGGCGUGUACAGAAAAUAUGAUUCUACCAGAAUAAGGUCAGAAGAUGAUAUGUUUUCAAGUAAAAGGUGUUUAGAAUGGUUCUAUGAAUAUGCAGGAACAGAUGAUGUUGUGGGUCCUGAAGGAAUGGAGAAGUUCUGUGAGGACAUAGGGGUUGAGCCAGAAAACGUAGCCAUGCUUGUGUUGGCUUGGAAGUUGGAUGCUCAGAACAUGGGCUAUUUUACAUUGCAAGAAUGGCUAAAAGGAAUGACAUCCCUGCAGUGUGACACAACAGAGAAGCUAAGAAAUUCUUUGGAUUACUUGAGAUCUUUAUUAAACGAGCCUAUGAAUUUUAAGCUUAUUUAUAGAUACGCGUUUGACUUCGCACGUGAAAAAGAUCAGCGAAGCCUAGAUAUGAAUACUGCCAAGUGUAUGCUAGGACUCCUCUUAGGAAAAACAUGGCCCCUCUUUCCAGUAUUUCAUCAGUUCUUAGAGCAAUCUAAGUACAAAGUUAUCAACAAGGACCAAUGGUGCAAUGUUCUGGAAUUCAGCAGAUCCAUUAAUCUUGACCUCAGCAAUUACGACGAAGACGGAGCAUGGCCAGUGUUGCUGGAUGAAUUUGUGGAGUGGUAUAAAGAGAAACAAAUGACAUAGGAAUUUUAACUAUGCACAGCUGCUCAAGAGCCUUUGUUACUACAGUUAAUGUCAACCAUUAGCCAUAAACUUCUCUUUGUAUAUAAAGCGCAUGCGGCUUUUCCUGCACUGUAUCCCAUUUUCAGGGAUUUUUUUGGGUGUUUGCUGUUUAACAAGCCAGCUCUGCUUGCUGUGUACCAUUGUUCUCUCCGAAAGGCUGCUUUGCAUUUUGUCUCUACACUACAGAUGGUGAAGUUGCCAGCAUCCUCACUGUGACUAAUGUGAAUAUUGCUGUCUAAACUUUGUAUAUGUGUAUAAAAAAAAAAAAAAGCUUCAUCUAGGAAUGAUUUCAGCAGGAAAGGUAUUAUAAAAAAUAAUUUUGUCGCAUUCAAGUAACCAUGUAACUUAAUUUUUAAUUGACUUGGUCUCGGGCCUAGCAUUUCAGGGAAAGUGAUUGUGGGGGGGGAGGGGUUUGUCUAGGUAGAACUAUUGCUAGUUUAGUAAUAGUUGUUUUAGGAUGCCAGUUUUUGAAGGAAAAUCUUGCAGCAUGGUUUCCUUGGCAGUGCCCAACUUCAUUUUUAUUUAAUAAGCAAUUAUUGGCUACCGUUUUAAUUGAAACUCUUAAUGAAUUGUUACAGCUUGAACAGAGUUGUACACGCCAUAGUAACUUCCAUUGGGUGAUAAUAGUCAGAUGCUGUAGUUUAGUAAGAGGUACAGGUGAUCGAAUUAAACAUUCUGAUUUAAAAGGGUUUUAGACUUGUAAUGUGGCAUAUUCUUCUAUUUUACUGUUAGUCUUGUUCCCAGAGUGUUUUGAUGAUCUGGAUAAAGACAGAAUGAAGUCUUGUUUCAAAACACAGCCUAAAUGUAUGAAUGUAUUUCAGAGACUGGAAUCAAAGCUUAGCCUGAAAACUUGGCAUGGCUGCGUUUAAUGUUCCAGGGAUUGAAUUUCCUGGCAAAAUGCCAAUUACAAGCAACAUCUAAUCAAGCAGCAUCACUAUUUAUUUGGCACUAUCUGUUUGGACUGGAAAGUCCAAAGAAAUAGAUGAAUGAAGUAACUUCCUGUGUCACCUUUUCAUCAGUCUUCAUAAUACAGCUCAAUGUACAUUUCUAUAAUUUUUUUUUUUUACUAAGGUAGCUUACAGACUUAUUGAAAAUGCACUCAAAAAUCCAUUGGUCUUUGUUCAAUCAACCAAGAGUUCAUUGUGAAAUUUGCAAUAAAACAUGAGCUUGCCUUUUCUUUUACAGAAAGUUAAAACUACAUGAACAUUCAGAAUUUAGGAAUAUAAAUUAGCAAUAGCAAUAGCACUUAGACUUAUAUACCGCUUUACAGUGCUUUACAGCCCUCUCUAAGCGGUUUACAGAGUCAGCCUAUUGCCCCCAACAAUCUGGCUCCUCAUUUUACCCACCUUGGAAGGAUGAAAGGCUGAGUCAACCUUGAGCCUGGUGAGAUUUGAACUGCCAGAUUGCAGGCAGCCGGCAGGCAGCAGAAGUAGCUUGCAAUACUGCACUCUAACCACUGCACCACCAUGGCUCAUCCAAAUUAAGCUUAAAUAACAAAUUAGUACAAACCACUUAUUUUUAUUUUCAAAGUACUGAAGGCAUUUGUAAAGAAAAAAAAAAGAUGUAUAUCAUAAACAAGCAUAGCUUCUUUAGGAUUGGACACUUCUAAAGAAACAAAAUAAGAAAAAUAAAGGACUGGAAUCCAAAGAAAUCCACAUGCAAAUGUGAAUUCUGCCCAGAACAGGAGCUGUGGGAAUGGAGCUUUUCUUUCUUUCUUUCUUUCUUUUUUCUUUUGAUGCCUUCAUGAGCUUCAGAAGGCUUAGGAGCAGGGAUUGAGUGGGGCAGAGCUACACAAUCUGUUGACCAGGUAGUAAGACUGGAAAUGGAUGCAGUUAUAGUACUUAGAUGGACUUUUCACAGGCUAUCACUUCUGUUGUCCAUUUCCCGCCCCCCCCCAAAGUAGAGCUGGAAGUUGGCUGUGCCAAUCUCUGUUGAGAACAGACAAGUAAUACCAUGAACAAGUUUGUGCUCCCUCCAAUACCUCCUGACCUACCUUAUUAUUUAGUAUAGCCAUAGUCAAAACCUGAUAACUGUCCAACUGGGAAGAUACAAAUACUGGAUACAAAUACUUGGAUUAGAGGCUAAUUUUGUUGAGACCUAAAAGAUUUUCAGUAACAAAGGUAACAGCCAAAGAACUUUAUGAGAUCUAGUUUUGAUAAAGAAAAGUAUAAGGUUAACAAACUUGUGUCUAGUUCAUUCUUGGGAGUGACUCUCACUUUUUCUAUUUGCAUGUGAAUAUUAAUAUACAAAGCAAAAACACCUGAUCAAGUGGUAGGGAGGACACACUUCAAAAUUGUACUGUCUUCCAUUUAAAAAUGAAGUAUCAAUUGGGGGUCAGUUAAAUAAUGACCAAAGGGCAGAAACUGUUAAAAUAAUGGCCAAAGGGUAGAAACUGCAGUCUCUUUUGCUUUGUUCGUGACAGGCCUCUUCUGUUUAUCUGUUUAUGGCUCCUAUUACAAAGUUGAUCAAGAGACUUGCGUGUCUUAUGUUUUGCUCUCAACAAUCACACACACACAGAGAGAGAGAGAAUUGGCCUUGCCUGUAAAAGCAGGCUCAUCUAAAACGUAAUUAUUAAGGACACUGUGCUCACAACUUUUGUGAUAUACAAAGGAAAAUGAGAAAAGAUCCACUUGGUAUAUGGGUCAGAAUUGUAUUUUUUGAGUUUUUGAAAUUCUGACCUCCCUAUUUAACCAAUCAUGCUCAGAAUGGCCCUGAUUCCUUGGGGGGGAAAUGGCAUUUUCUGGAAAACUCUUUAUGUAAUGCUGUCCGAGUAAAGUUAAUCAAAGUUGUUCAUUUUGCAUACAUUUUGAAUUUUUGGCAUCUUUUUAAAAUAGUAUGAUUGAUUUUGUUGUUGUUAAAGGAAAAAAGGCCGUACACUGAAUUGGUUAAAGUUGAAAAUAUCUUUUCUACAGAAUGCUAUCAAGAUGUGUGUGCAUUAUUCUAAUGUGAAAUUCUUAAAGCUUUUUAAAUGACCAAGUGAAUAAAGAUACAUGAAUGGUCGAAUGGCCCAUAAAAAGACUGUAUAUUGUCCAGUACCAAAGACUGAUGAAUCUUUUAUGCUUUUUACCUUUCAGGAUCAGAAAUGGUAUUAUCAAUUCUAAUACCUACUAUUAUUUUUACCAUUUUCUUUUUGGGGUCAUGGUCAGAUAAAUUCAAAUUGAAUACUGAAAAUGUAACCAUCUGAAAAAUUUUUGGUUUGUACAAAACCAAAUGAUCUGUGCUUUUUGUAAACGUGAGGAACAAAAUUGUGAAAGCGUUCCAUAAAUUUACUUUAGUAUAAAUUUACAUAAAGCAUUUAAUUAAACGUGAA